CAUUCUUUUUCGAGUGUUAAUACGUUGAUUGUGACUUAAAAAUAUUAGAUUAUUCGUUUAGAAAUGGAUUUCAUAGCUUUAUAGAGUAAAAUGGCAUGUGGAGAUGUCAGGGAUGAGACUCAGAUGGAUGUUGACGAUGAGGACAUUGCACCUAGCUGGAGACCACGCGGCUACGCGUGCAUCCUUGUGAACAUCGAAGGUGUCGGGACAUCCGGGGAGUGUGUGUUUAAGAAGCGUGAGGGCGCCCUAGAAGAUUACAUGUAUUUACGGCGAACAUUUUGUGAUCGCGGUGGUAUUGAGUUGAAACAACUCAAUACACGUUCACAUUGGUAUAAGAAUAUUACUUUAGAAAAGUGGGAUCGUCGGAAAACCAGUGAUUCUACGAAUAAAUCUCUUCACAAAUCGGACCCAGCAGAGUGUUGUUUACAAUGUUUGAUUAAGAGCACCGAUUUUACAGGCUCAGAGGCAUUUGUUUUUGCGAUAAGUUCACACGGUGAAGAAGUUGGUAAUCAGCCGUCGAUCAUCCUUUCAGAUGGAAACAAAAUAUAUCUGUCAGAAAUUAUUGAUACGCUUUCGGACAAAAACUGUCCGACACUAAGAAACAUACCAAGAAUUCUUAUACUUCAAGCUUGCCGAACAAACUCCAAAGCCGAAGAACAUACAAGAGAUGACAGGGGGGUUACAACUUUUGUAGCAGUACCACACCAUGGAGAAGAACAUGCAGAUAUAGGUAUGUUGAGAGAGGAGAUCAGCGAUGGGCACAAUCAAAGACAGGCUGAGCGAGAUUUUGUGAGGGAAGUAGAAGAAUUUGGUUUCCAGUGCAUCUACGACUUUGUUCCUAGGGACUUUCUCGUUCUUUUUCCUGCUGUGGCGGGAAAACGCAGUAAAAGAAACACGGAGGAGGGUUCGUGGAUGCUGGCAGAUCUUUCAACAACUGUUACUGAUAUGAUAUCGAAGGGUAUAGAGAUGGACUUCCUUGACGCCGCAACAAGAGUAGCUCAACUGGUUGGAGACAGGGCAACGGUAGCGUAUAUGAAGAAUGAAACCGGAGAAUAUUUGUUAGACGCACUCGGGAACAAGAUCGUCAAUGAAGAGGAGAGUGGUCUGAAGACAGCUGUAUGUCUGGUACACAGACUGAGGAAGCCGCUGGUUUUUAGACAGGUGGUUACACCUGAAGUCAUAGAGACUGAUACCAAUGACGUUGAUUUCAAACCUGGUAAAAAGAAGCAAAAGAAGAAACGAGUGAAUGAUGAACCAUCUAUUUUAUUAAUUUAGUCUGAACAUAUACUCUUUAUGCAUGACAUGUUUUUGACAAAGGCUUGUUACUUAUGCUGUUUAUUAGUUGUGGAUCAAUUUUUAAGAAAAACACUUCUUACCAUGUAGAAAGAGUUCUGGGUUCAAAUCCCAGCGGUGGCCAACUAGAAAAGCAUUCAGGGGCUUUUAAAUUCUUGUCAUUUUUUUACAAACCAGAAAAGUAUCAAACCUUUCUUUGCGAAAAUUGGAACAUUCUUGUCAAUAUUAUACAGCCCAUUGUAAUUCUAUUUUUACAAUAAAUAUAUUUUUUCGACUGA
Molecule: messenger RNA, 1571 nt
Organism: Mya arenaria
Lineage: Eukaryota; Metazoa; Mollusca; Bivalvia; Myida; Myidae
Product: caspase-2-like
Exons: 3
Coding region: 91-1275 (394 amino acids)
Biological process (GO): proteolysis
Molecular function (GO): cysteine-type endopeptidase activity
Source: RefSeq, a predicted model, not a curated record